UGGCUAAGAGUCAUGCAAGGGCAAUGCAGGAUUGUGAUCGGCGGCGCCAAGCGAGCCUGAAGGAGAGACAGGAAGCCUUCAGCGAGGCCUUCACGGAAGACAUGGACUUCUACAAGACACACGGCCACACAGAACAGUUGAAGGUGUCUGACAUUCCGAUGCCCAAGGUGAGCAGUUUGAGUGACAUCACGAUAGAUGACGAUCAGAUGGUCAUUAACAGCUUCCUGGCUUCCACAGAAACAACUCCGUCGAAGGAGCGAGCAGCCGAUGACAUAGGUGAUGAUUCUGAGGGAGCAUUCUUCGAAGAUGAUUACACGGCAGAGUAUAACGUACAGGACGAUGAAGACCUUUUGGAGGAUGAUAUCGAUGAGAUGUCACAUGAACCUGUGGAGAGAGAGGAACUUGUGGAAACUGGCAGUGUGAAUACAGACUCUGACGAUGCAAACAUCCCUCCUACAGAGGGGAAGGAGGGAGAAGAGAACAGCGCUGUACCAGACGUCCCUCCAACAGAAAAGAGUCCUAUAGAAGAGAACAAAGAAGAAAGUGGUGCAGAAAAAUCUGAUAAGCCGUCAGAACCUCCCAAUAAUGUCGCUGACCAUGAGCACUCUACAGAGGACGCACAAUGUAGUUGAGAACACUUAAGAUUAACUACACAGUGAACAAGCUAUGUCUUGGACAGUAUCAGUGAUAUACAAACUGCAGAUUGUCUCUCUCAUCAUGUGAUUAAUAUAUAAUUGAAAUCUGUUUAGUUUAAAAUAUCCAUCAUGCCUAUGUUUUAUCUUAGGGAUUGCCUGACAGGCCAGUGCUUGUUAACUGGCUACAUUGUACAUACUGCAAAUACUCAUGGCUCUGUGGUUUCAUGGUGGCCCGACAGAUACAUACAUGUGUUUACAUAGUGUAUACAAAUAUAUAUGCAACAAACAUUGAUACAAGGUGAUGUCUCAGAUCCAAGAACUGUACAUUCAUUGAUCGUGUUCAUCAUCAUGUAAGUAUAUUUACAGUCAGAGGCCCAGAUAAGCUGCCUAUCCGGGUAAAAUAAGCAUAGAAAAUUUCCAAUGAAGCAUUGAAAAAUAAUUC
This is a messenger RNA of Haliotis rubra (blacklip abalone), 1077 nucleotides long. RefSeq names its product nuclear-pore anchor-like. The transcript has 3 exons. Lineage: Eukaryota; Metazoa; Mollusca; Gastropoda; Lepetellida; Haliotidae. The record is from RefSeq and is a predicted model, not a curated record. Bases 24 to 632 code for a protein of 202 amino acids.